Lepus europaeus (European hare) is the source of this 4881-nucleotide messenger RNA. RefSeq names its product dispatched RND transporter family member 2 (gene DISP2). The record is from RefSeq and is a predicted model, not a curated record. NCBI's taxonomy places the organism in Eukaryota, Metazoa, Chordata, Mammalia, Lagomorpha, Leporidae. Bases 1 to 4881 code for a protein of 1626 amino acids. The transcript has 9 exons.
AUGCCCCCGAGUUCUGACCCUUCCCAGCCUUAUGCCUUCAGCCACAGCACCUUCCUGUACACAAGCUGCCUCCCGAGAAGGGGACCAGCAAGCGGCCUGGAGUCUGGAGCCUGGGUCCCUGCCAGGCAGACGUGGAACCCAGGGGUGACUGUGAGAAAAGAGGCUGGGGAACCUCCAGGGUCUCCCUUCUCCGUCUUCUCCAUACCCCGAGGCCCGGUGCGGACAGAUGAACGGGAAGAGAUUCGAGCAGAUACCCCGCCGAGGGGGAGAGGAGGGCGCGAGCGGAGACAAACGUGGGACUCGCCCGACCUCUCGGCCACUCGGUGUCCUGCUCUACGAAGCGCGGCGGUGGGGCCGCCCUCUGUGCGGCUGGAUGAGUCUGCCUUUGGAGCUGCGAGGCUCUCUGCACGUUGUGAGGUUCGAGGCCCACCGCAUGAGCCGCACCGCCAGGGAGUAGGCGCCCGCCGCGCCAGCUCCGCGGUCUUCCAGACAGCCGGGCUGCAGCGCCGCGCGGCGCCGCCCCGGGCAGCCUCGUCCCUGCCCUCCGCGCCGCGCCCAUUGGUUGGGUUCCUUCUCGGCCCCGCCCAGCGACGGGAGCCGGGCGCUGACGCAUGCGCACGAGCUCUCCGCCGCCGCUGCUGCCGCCGCUUCAGCACCAGCGCCCGGACAGCGGCGCCGCCCACGGGCAUGGACGCUGGGAGUAGCAGUAGCGGCGGCAGCGGACCGGCUCGAGGCCCGGGUCCCGAAGGGGAGCAGCGGCCCGAAGAGGAGCCCUUGGCUCCAGACGGCAGCUCCCCGGACAGGUCCCAGACCAAGGCUGUGGCCCCUGAAGCAAGCCCGGAGCGAAGCUGCUCCCUCCACAGCUGCCCCCUGGAGGACCCUUCCAGUUCUUCAGGACGCCCACAAACAAAUUCCAUCCUCCCGCCUGUGGGUCCAUCCAGCCCCUUGGCCCCUGCCCACUUCAUCUAUCCCCAGGCACCACAGGACUACCAGGGGGGCAGUUCUCUGCUGGGACCAGGGGACCAGACAGCUCUCUGCUCCCAUGGCUCCAGCCUCAGCCCCUCCCCAGCCCCCUCACAGCUUGAUGGGGCCUGGAAGCCACCCCUGCAGCACCAUGUGGUCACUGUCAGGCAGGAACAGGCCUUCCAGAUGCCAAAGAGCUAUUCCCAGCUGAUUGCUGAGUGGCCAGUGGCCAUGCUGCUGCUGUGUCUGGGUGUCAUCCUCCUCUGCACCAUGGCUGGACUGCUGGGGAGCCGGCCUCCAGACUUCUCCGAGCCUCUACUGGGCUUCGAGCCUCGGGACACGGACAUCGGGCGCAAGCUGAUGGUCUGGAGAACUCUGCAGGUCCUCACGGGCCCCAGGAAGCUGCUCUCCCUGUCCCCAGACCUGGAGCAGAACAGCUCCAGCUCCCAUGGCACCCGGAGCCCAGCACCUGGGGUCGUUGCCCAGGCGAACAUUGUGCGGUCUCGGAGGAUGGUGGAGCCCCCAGAGGAAAAGCAGGAGGAGAGCUUCUUCUGCGGCCCCCCAGAGAAGAGCUACGCAAAGCUGGUGUUCAUGUCCACCUCGUCGGGCAGCCUGUGGAAUGUUCAUGCCAUUCAUUCCAUGUGUCGGAUGGAACAGGACCAGAUCCGCUCCCACACCCGCUUCAGGGCUCUGUGCCAGAGGACGGCAGCCAAUGAGUGCUGCCCCAGCUGGUCUCUGGGCAACUACGUGGCUGUGCUCUCCAACCGCUCCUCCUGCCUGGACACCACCCACGCUGACACAGCCCGCAUCUUGCUCCUGCUGCGGGCCUGUGCGCUGUACUACCACCGGGGGGCCCUGGUGCCCUCCUGUCUGGGACCCGCGCAUGACAAGUCCCCACACUGUGCCCAGGUUCCCACCAAAUGCACCCAGAGCAGUGCCAUCUACCAACUCCUGCACUUUCUGCUCGAUAGGGACUUUCUGAGCCCCCAGACUGCUGACUACCAGGUGCCCUCUCUCAAGUACAGCCUGCUCUUCCUGCCCACCCAGAAGGGGGCCUCCAUGAUGGACAUCUACCUGGACGGCCUGGUCACCCCCUGGGCGAUUUCUGACAACUACACGUCCAUCACGGGAAUGGACCUGGGCCUUAAGCAGGCGCUGCUGAGGCACUACUUGGCCCAGGACACGGUGUACCCCGUGCUGUCCCUGGCUGCCAUCUUCUUCGGCAUCGCCCUCUACCUGCGCUCGCUCUUCAUCACGCUCAUGGUGCUGCUCGGGGUGCUGGGCUCCCUGAUGGUGGCCUUCUUUCUUUACCACGUGGCCUUCCGCAUGGCUUACUUCCCCUUCGUCAACCUGGCAGCCGUCAUCCUGCUCAGCGGCGUCUGCGCCAACCACACGCUCAUCUUCUUCGACCUGUGGCGCCUCAGCAAGAACCAGCUGCCCUCUGGGGGGCUGGCGCAGCGCGUGGCCCGCACCAUGCACCACUUUGGCUACCUGCUGCUCGUCUCGGGCCUCACCACCAGCGCGGCCUUCUAUGCCAGCUACCUGAGCCACCUGCCGGCCGUGCGCUGCUUCGCCCUCUACAUGGGCACGGCGGUGCUGGCGCACGUGGCGCUCACGCUGGCCUGGCUGCCCGCCUCCGCCGUGAUCCACGAGCGCUACGUGGCGCGCGGCUGUGCGCCCCAGGGCCCGUGGGGCCGCAGCGCGCCGGGGCGCCUGGUGCUGGCGCUACACCGGCGGCUCCGCGGCCUCCGAAAGGCGGCUGCCAUGGGCUCCCGCCUGCUCUUCCAGCGCCUGCUGCCCUGCGGCGUCAUCAAGUUCCGCUACAUCUGGAUCUGCUGGUUCGCGGCGCUGGCGGCAGGGGGCGCCUACAUCGGCGGCGUCAGCCCGCGCCUGCAGCUGCCCAUCCUGCCGCCCCGCGGCGGCCAGGUCUUCAGGCCCAGCCACCCGUUCGAGCGCUUCGAUGCGGAGUACCGCCAGCAGUUCCUGUUUGAGCAGCCUGCUCAGGGCAAAGGAGGCCGCAUGCCCGUGGUUUUGGUGUGGGGCGUCCUGCCCGUAGACACGGGCGACCCCCUGGACCCUCGCAGCAACAGUUCCCUGUUGAGCGACCUCGCCUUCUCAGCCAGUGGCCCCGAGGCCCAGCGCUGGCUGCUGGCGCUCUGCCACAGUGCGCGGAAUCAGAGCUUUUUCGGCCCCCAGCCGGAGGGGGGGCCCACGCUGUGUUUCAUGGAGGCCCUCCAGCGCUGGAUGGAGGGCCCUGGCUGUGCCCGCCUGGGCCCCGACCUCUGCUGCGGGCAGUCGGGCUUCCCCUGGGCCCCCCAGCUUUUCCUGCACUGCCUCAAGAUGAUGGCUCUGGAGCAAGGCCCCAAUGGCACCCGGGACCUAGGACCCCGCUUUGAUGCCCAGGGCAGCCUAGCUGCCCUGGUGCUGCAGUUCCAGACCAACUUCGAGUACAGUCCAGACUACAGCCAGAUUCACCACUUCUACACCGAGGUCAGCCACUGGCUGGCCACGGAACUGCGCACAGCGCCCCCCGGCCUCCGUGGCGGGUGGUUCACCAGCCGCCUGGAUCUGUUCAGCCUGCAGCACAGCCUGAGCACUGAGCCUGCGGUGGUGCUGGGCCUGGCUCUGGCGCUGGCCUUCGCCACGAUGCUUCUGGGCACCUGGAACGUUCCGCUCAGCCUGUUCUCCGUGGCUGCCGUGGCUGGCACUGUGCUGCUCACCGUGGGACUCCUGGUUCUCCUCGAGUGGCAGCUCAACACUGCCGAGGCCCUCUUUCUCUCUGCCUCCGUGGGCCUCUCUGUAGACUUCACAGUCAACUACUGCAUCUCUUACCACCUGUGCCCACACCCUGACCGCCUGAGCCGCGUGGCCUUCUCGCUGCGCCAGACCAGCCGCGCCACCGCCGCGGGGACCGCAGCCCUGUUUGCCGCUGGCGUGCUCAUGCUGCCUGCCACGGUGCUGCUUUACCGCAAGCUGGGCAUCAUCCUCAUGAUGGUCAAGUGUGUCAGCUGUGGCUUUGCCAGCUUCUUCUUCCAGUCUCUCUGCUGUUUCUUCGGGCCCGAAAAGAACUGUGGACAGAUCCUCUGGCCCUGUGCCCACCUGCCGUGGGACAUUGGAACCGGGGAUCCUGCCGGGGAAAAGUCAGGCCACCCGCGACCUGGCUCCAUGGGAGGGGGGCCCGGGUCCUGCUCAGACCACUAUGAGCUGCAGCCCCUGGCCCGGCGCCGGAGUCCCAGCUUUGACACCAGCACAGCCACCAGCAAGCUGUCCCACCGGCCCUCAGUCCUCUCUGAGGACCUGCAGCUGCACGAUGGCUCCUGCUGCUCCCGGCUCCCGCCGGCCCCCGCCUCCCCCAGGGAGCUGCUGCUAGACCACCAGGCGGUCUUCAGCCAGUGCCCAGCCCUGCAGACCUCCUCCCCUUAUAAGCAAGCUGGCCCUAGCCCCAAAACCCAGACCAGGCAGGAGCCCCAAGGGCAGAAAGAUGAGCCCCCGCAGGCCUCCCCUGAGGCCCCGCCCCACUCCCCCAAGACCAAGGCCGAAGAGCUUCCUGAUGGCCUCUGCUCGUCAGCCAGCACCCUAGAGGGGCUCAGCGUCUCCGACGAGACCUGCCUAAGCACCUCUGAGCCCAGCGCCCGUGUGCCAGAUUCCAUGGGCGCCUCCCCCGAGGACCUGGAUGACACUGGGCAGCCAGUCCCCGAGCGGGGCCAGCUGAACGGGAAACGGGACACCCUGUGGCUGGCCCUGAGGGAGACGGUGUACGACCCGUCACUGCCCGCCUCCCACCAGAGCAGCUCAUCCUGGAAGGGCCGAGGAGGGCUGGGGGAUGACAGCCCCGUGAUGCUGCCCAAUAGCCAGCCCGAUCUGCCCGAUGUUUGGCUGCGCAGGCCCAGCAGCCACACCUCAGGCUACAGCAGCUGA